Molecule: messenger RNA, 1720 nt
Organism: Perca fluviatilis (European perch)
Lineage: Eukaryota; Metazoa; Chordata; Actinopteri; Perciformes; Percidae
Product: sodium/hydrogen exchanger 9B1-like
Exons: 4
Coding region: 597-1112 (171 amino acids)
Source: RefSeq, a predicted model, not a curated record
CUUGCAGAUCUAAUACCAUGUAGCGGCUGUCUUGCAUAAACAGGAAAAGCAUGGUUUCAUGUUAGUAUAUCUAGAGGUAGCAAGCAAACCCUGAGCAGAUUCAGACUUUGCAGCAAAGAUGAAGAACUUCCUGCCAAAGUUCGCUCUCAAAAAACUCAGCACCUACGUCGCAGUGAUUGUGAUUUUUGUUCACAAUGUUGUGCUCGACAAGGAUUUGGAGUGCUCGUGCAAAGGACGAGCUCUUGACUGCAAUUUCUACAUGAUUAUGCCGUUCUUUAUUAUAUUUGUUUUACAACUCUGGACGGACAGAACAUUUCUGAGAGCCUGGAAGUAUACCUGUGCCUGUACCUGUAUGUGUACAAAUGAAUGCAAGAAAGCCUUUAAAAAACGUUGCAAACUGUUCUGCAUUUUAGUUUAUCACAUUGUCAAGGCUGUGUUUGUUGGUCUGCUGUGGGUUACCUCUGUGUACAUCGAUGGAGACUGGUAUGUUUGCUGUUGGAAUGAUCAUUCUGAACAACAGAAACAGUUAGCCUGCAAAGACAAAAAAACUCACAGCUGAGGAAAAGGCGAUCAUCGCUGAACUGAAAAACCAUUCAAUGGUUAUCGGCAUGUCUCUGCUCUUUUGUAUCCUGUCCCUGGCUGCCUUGAUAUCAUUAUUUGGACGGAUGACAUGCUGUAAGGAUUCAAGUUGUUGCAACAGAAAUAUUUUGUACUACGAAGUGAUUUUGGAUGAGGAGGAAAAUGUGCUGAAAGAGAUUUUGACAAAAGCAGCAAAAGAACAGUUGACUGACGCAGUCAAGUUGAAAAUGGGUAAACCCGAGUGGCAGAAAUGUUAUGAUGUUGCUAUAGAACUGAUUGAACAACCCACUGCAGCCGAAAACCAGGAGCACAUUCCUCUUGAACAACGGAGGCCAGAGGAUCCGAGGCCAGAGGAUCCGAUGCUAGAGGAACCAGAGGAUCGGCAGCCAGAGGAUCAGAGGCCAGAGGAACCAGAGGAUCGUAGGCCAGAGGAUCGUAGGCCAGAGGAUCAGAGGCCAGAGGCGGCUCGUCUUUUGGCGGAGGAGCAGGAGAGAAGGGAGGAGAAUCCAGAUUCAUCCGACGCUCGCCUAUAAAGAUGGAUCUUUUAUGAUCUUUUUUUUUUAUGCAACACAACAUACUGGAAAGAAAUGUUGUAUUGACCUUAAACACUGGAUGGUUCAGAUCUUCCUGCAGCUAAAUGUAGAUAAGGAGAGAGGGAGAGAGGGAGAGGAAGAAAGAGAGGCCGUGGGCCGUUAAAGUCUGUCCAUUUUUUGGCAGCUGUAAAAUUCCAGCAACAUCAGCAAACGUCUUCCCCUGCUGUUGCUUUUUGGUUUUCUUUUCUUUUACAAUUUGUGUACAGGGAUUUCUCUGAACCAAGUCAUAAUACAUUACAUAGAUGAGACGUAAAUCAGAUGUUUGAUCUGAUUAAACCAACAGGCCGGUACCUGUGCACACAGUGUGUACUGCAGAGCUGGAGGAGCUGGCACCUGCAAAAUAGAAAGUAUUCACCACACAAUGUUGGCAUUAAACGACCACAAGCACGUGUGGUUUCUCUUUCUCAGGCCGACUCUUUCCUUCUUGUGCUGCGUGUCUGAUCAGUAACCUGUUUGCAUCCUGUCACUGCAGCGCUGCUCACCUUCAUGUCUCUACCUUUUAAAAUUCAAUAAAACAAAACAGAACAUUGAAACUGUUCUGAAAUGAU